AGCUGUGGUGGAGCAGGUGAGCUCUGCGACAUGGCCAGUGGCAAGACCCCCCGGCCCAUGAGGUCCUCCAGAAGGGCGGAUGGAUUCCAGAGCAGAGUGGUAGCAUCUCGUAAUCCCAAGCUGGUCAGAGAGGCAGAAGAGUCUCUCAGCAGCAAGCAAAGGCUGGCGAGGCCUCGGGAGAUGAGGCGGCCCCGGACUGCCCAGCUUCGGGACAUGGGUGAAGUCUGCCAUCAAAAGUUCUCAGCCGUUGAGCGGGACCAGAGGUCGUUCCAGCCUUUCCCAUCCGAGGUGGUGUUUGAGAACUACAUUCCCCACCAGUUCUACAUAGCAUCGCUAGCUCUGAGGAACAAAGACAGGGUUCCUCGUCUGCUGAACGUCAUCCUGGGGAAACUCUCCUUACUUUGA
This is a messenger RNA of Melopsittacus undulatus (budgerigar), 405 nucleotides long. Its product is annotated as hydrocephalus-inducing protein homolog. Bases 31 to 405 code for a protein of 124 amino acids. Gene Ontology annotation, cellular component: axoneme. The transcript has 4 exons. The record is from RefSeq and is a predicted model, not a curated record. Gene Ontology annotation, biological process: cilium movement; axonemal central apparatus assembly. Lineage: Eukaryota; Metazoa; Chordata; Aves; Psittaciformes; Psittaculidae.